AAUGGCGGCGGUGCCGCCCGCCCUCCCCUCCCCCUCCCUUUCCCCCCGCCGCCGCCGCCGCGGCCACUUCCGGGGGCGGGGCCCGGGGGCCGGAAGUGUGUCGCGCUCGCAAGAUGGCGACUCCCUAUGUGACUGACGAGACCGGGAAGUACAUCGCCUCCACGCAGCGCCCCGACGGCACCUGGCGGAAGCAGCGGCGGGUGAAGGAGGGCUACGUGCCGCAGGAGGAGGUCCCGGUGUACGAGAACAAGUACGUGAAGUUCUUCAAGAGCAAACCCGAGCUGCCCCCGGGGCUGAGCCUGGAGGCUGCUGCGCCGCCCGGCAAGCAGCCCGGCAAGGCGGAGGGCGGGGAGACGGGACUGUCCAAGGCGGCCAAAAGGAACUUGAAACGAAAGGAGAAGAGGAAGCAGCAGCAGGAGAAAGGGGAGCGGGAGACGGACGAACUGAUCCACUCGCUGGAGAAGGUCUCCCUCGGGGGGGACGCGCGAGCGGCCGCGCCGCAGCCGGCCUGCGGCGCCCAGGGCCCCGCCGACGGCGAAGCGGCGGCCUCGGAGAAAGCCAAGAAGAUCAAGAACCUGAGGAAGAAGCUGCGGCAGGUGGAGGAGCUGCAGCAGCGGCUCGACUCCGGCGAGAUCAAGCAGCCGACCAAAGAGCAGCUGGAGAAGCUGGGCCGGCGGAAAGCCCUGGAGGAGGAGCUGCAGGACCUGGAGCUGGACUUGUAAGGGGCGGGCGGGGGGCGCGGGGCCGGCCGGGGGGGCGCGCGGCGGGCACGGGGCGCACGAGGGCCGGCGCCCCCAGCGCGGGCUGAGCGCCGGGCCCCUCGGGCACGGGGUUUGUUCCGGUGUUUGUUUUUUUCAGAACAGUUUUUUGUUGUUUUGUUUGUUUGUUUGUUUUGUUUUGUUUUAAUUUCCCAGCUAUCGGUGUUAGAAAUUCGGCGACUGCCAGAUACCUCUCUCCUUUUUUUAAUUUUAACGGGGGGAGGGGGGGGGGGCCGGGCGGGCAGGGUCGGUGCUGCGGGCGGGGCGGGGGCCGUGGCUCUUCCUCUCCUCCCUCCCCAGCCCCUCGCGUGCUGUGUUGCCGCCCCUCCCUUUGUUUUUAAACACCACGCAAUAAUAAAAUUGCAGUAGUGAC
Messenger RNA from Cygnus olor (mute swan), 1131 nucleotides. It is a transcript of the gene PYM1, whose product is annotated as PYM homolog 1, exon junction complex associated factor. NCBI's taxonomy places the organism in Eukaryota, Metazoa, Chordata, Aves, Anseriformes, Anatidae. Gene Ontology annotation, biological process: exon-exon junction complex disassembly. Gene Ontology annotation, molecular function: RNA binding. The transcript is spliced from 3 exons. The record is from RefSeq and is a predicted model, not a curated record. Bases 114 to 722 code for a protein of 202 amino acids. Gene Ontology annotation, cellular component: exon-exon junction complex; cytoplasm.